GCAGACUCAGUCCAAUCGCAUAGGGACGGUCUCGAGCUCAGGCACUUCGAUUCCACACACUCGAGCCAGUCUCACUCGUGACGAAUUCCUUCCUAAAUUGAACGUGGUCGACCGAAUACCACAACUUCAAUGUCUCUCCACACUACCCUCCGCCGCACCGCGGCCUCACCUCUCAUCUCACAAGGAACAACAACUUUCAUCUGUACACAAUGCCGGCAUGCAACCCUCCUCCGCCGCCCGAAGCGCCCCUACACAUUCACACAACUCAUCACUCUUUCCGACGGGAGCACAUUCACUCAUCGCACAACCUCCCCUUUGCCCGUGUACAGAUCAACUAGGGAUACUCGCAACUCGAUCAUGUGGAAUCCGAGCAGCAGUAAGCUGAAGAGCGUGGAAGACGACGAGGCAGGGCGUCUAGCUGCUUUCCGAGCGAAGUUUGGACGGAACUGGGAUGCUACUGCGGCGCCCGAAGACAGUGCGGCUGCGGGAGGCGAUAAGGAUAAGGAGGAUGCAAGAAAAGCUGCGCAGAAGGAGGCUGAGGAGGAGGACGAUAAUCUGUUGGAUUUGAUCAGUUCGUUUGGGCAGGAGGAGGUUGAGAGUGGGAAGAAGAAAUAG
This is a messenger RNA of Aspergillus nidulans FGSC A4, 615 nucleotides long. Its product is annotated as mitochondrial 54S ribosomal protein bL31m. Lineage: Eukaryota; Fungi; Ascomycota; Eurotiomycetes; Eurotiales; Aspergillaceae. The coding region runs from base 130 to 615 and encodes 161 amino acids. Gene Ontology annotation, molecular function: structural constituent of ribosome. The record is from RefSeq and is a predicted model, not a curated record. The transcript has a single exon. Gene Ontology annotation, biological process: mitochondrial translation. Gene Ontology annotation, cellular component: mitochondrial large ribosomal subunit.